CGGCAUGAACGAACAAAAUGUACGUACACCAUGAUACCAAAGAAGAAGUAGAAAACGGAAGUGAACAGUAAUCGUGUAUUUUUUCAAUUUCAACGUUAGCGGUUUUAUUGUUGUAAUUUAGACGUUUGUUAACACCAUGGAACUCAAAAUAUGACGAAUUUAACUGUACAGCAUCACAUACUUACCGCAGGUGGUCUUUAAUUCACGUUGGAGAAAGGACUUGGUUGAUAGAGCUACGUAGUAACGCUAGCUAUUUGCUAACAAUGGCUAACUGUAUGGUUUUCCACACACAAAUAGCCUCCAUUAUGGAGGUGCUAGCGAAUGCAGCCGUGGCAGAGAUAUGUAAAGUCGUCGACAACGACUAUGCAGUGUUUCGUUUGGAAAUUUCUCAAAGCCAGAAAGAAAACAGGGGGUUGCGGAGGAAACUACAACUAAUGGACUUGAAGGUGGCACGGGAGCGCGCAGAGAGGACAAUACGAGAGCGCGUCCCCGCCAGUCGUCCCAGUAGUGUCAAGAUCCUCGACCGAUACAGAGGAAUGGCAAGAGGUGAAGGACAUCUCACUGGAGGCCACAGAAACUUUGAAAAGCCAGCGGGACACAAUGCGUGGAGAGAUGACCAACCCAUAGCUGUAGAUGAGGGGAGUGGAACCUCAACCCAGCAUGUUAUUGUGAUAGAGUCUGCAGAUGCAGAGGCAGCAGGUCCUGGAGGAUCGUCUCUGGUCAAGCAGGAGAGGACUGAAGGAGAUGACCCACAACACAGCCGAAACAUCCAGACAGGAGCAGCGGCUGGAGUGGCACUCCCUGUAGCCACAGCAGACCUCGUCAACGCCACGGCGCCCCAGCACAGGACCCGACGCAGCAUCACGGAGGAGGAGGAGGGUCUGGAGGUGCAGCUGGUGAAGGAGGAGGAGGGUCUGGGGAACCGUAAUGGGACCAUGGUCAUGGAGGACAUCCAGACUACACCUCCUGAACCCACAGAGGGACCAUCUGAGCAGCACAGGACUACACACAGUCUCACUGAGUCAGUAGACAUGGAGGAUGGGAAGCCUGAUCUGCUGCUAGUCAAAGAGGAGAUGAUAGAAGAUGAACCAGAGAGCAUUGACCUGCUGAGUGGUCUAAAGAUGGGGGAGCAAGGUGGCUGGCUAGAGGCUAAUAGAGGAGACUGGGCGACCAUCUUGGAUUCCCAGACGGAUGCAACCAAGGCACCAGGGGACAUCAUCACUGAGCAGGCCACAACCAGAGGUGACUUGGUGGAGUCUGCAGUCCAUGAGGACCUGCUGAUGUCCGGUGUUGCUGGAAGGAGAGACUGGAUAUCUGAGGUGGCUGGUCACAAACCCUGGCCGCGGAUCAGGACACUGGAUCAGGAGCCGUCACGGUUCCUUCUUGAAUCGGAACCAGGUCCCAACCGCGAGGGACAGAGACUCCACCAUCACACAGAACACAACCAGUGGACAGGUGGACUGAACAACCUCAAUCCUGGUGGUCAUCAGAGAGACAGAGGCUCCAGUCAGCAGCCCAGACCCUUCUCUUCACAGUCUCAGUGCAGGGAUGAAGCAGGACCUGGGCCUGAUAGAGAUGGACCCUCCUGUUCCUAUGAAACAAACACCACUGUAUCCAUGAUGAACAGAGCAGGCUACCCUGGGCUUCAGCCUUCACAGAGAGUGGUGGGAGAACCCCCUGGUGGUAGUCUAUCAGCAAGUCUGUCUUCUCCUUCAGGGUCUCGUCUAAUGCCUGGUGACUGGGUUCAUAGACAGCCUGGACCUGGGUCUAGCCUUCCUGGUGAUGGUUACCCCACAAAUACAGACAGGGUCAGGACGGGCGUACCUCACAAGAGGUACCUAGCCUAUAACACGGCACACAAUCCCAACAACACCCAAACAAUGGCUAGAGGUCAAGGAGGGAGCUCAAAGACUAACCACCUGAGGACGGUGGCUCCUGCUUCUAUCUCCUCUGGUGUUAUUGGGUCACAACGUGAGAGGCCGAGCAUUAGUACCGACGCCGACAAGCCCUACUCCUGCCCCACGUGUGGGAAGUGCUUCGCUAGGGCAAACUAUUUGAAGGAGCACCAGACCGUUCACACCAAGGAGAAGCCCUUCAAGUGCAAACUAUGUUACAAGAGCUUCUCCUUCCUGACUAACCUUACCAGACAUAAGAGUGUCCACAACGGGAAAAAUUUGUAGCAGUGUGGUUUGAGAUGUACACAGGGGAUGUCUGGGAAUUAUUCUUCACCUGACAUAUUAUAGUUAUCAUGUGAAGUGUCUUGGGAUAAGAAGGUAAUUAACCACAUACCCCUCAUUAACCCUUUAUUAACAUGUCAUGUUCUGGAGCAACGUGUUGAAGGUGCCUGAAGUCAACUCUGAAAGACUAGCAGGAAGUGUUAGUUGCAUGCAUGAGAGGACCAAUGGGCAGGCUCGGGUGGAGAUCGUUGAUGUCACUCGCUCUCGGAGUUGGAGACGAGGGCCAGCUGAGGGGGACCUAUUGGAUUGGUGCUCACCCCUGCCCCUCCGUGUCCAGCGUCUCUGUUCUUAGGGGGACGGUCCAGCCUCUUGGAGUUCUUCUUGGAACAUAGGACAUAUCCAGGCUGUUUCACAUCCGGCCGUGAUUGGGAGUCCCAUAGGGCGGCGCACAAUUGGCCCAGCGUUGGCUGGGGUAGGCCGUCAUUGUAAAUAAGAAUUUGUUCUUAACUGACUUGCCUAGUUCAAUAAAUUAUCAUUUUAAAAAUAUGAAACAUGUAAAUACCUGUUUUUAGUGACUGUAAACUUAGGCUAGAACAAGGACAGUUACAUAUUUACCUUAGUGAGGUGAUGUAGAUGGAAUAGUCAUUCUACUCUAUUCUUGCUAACACACUGUUUGUUCUAAACAAAUCUGCUCUCAGCUUCAAAGUGGUGGAAAAAGUACCCACAAAUCAUACUUGACUAAAAGUAAAGAUACCUUAAUAGAAAAUGACUCAAGUAAAAGGUACACAGUUAAAUUCUACUUGAGUGAAAGUAUAAAGGUAUUCGGUUUAAAAUAUACUAAAGUAUAAAUCAUUUAUAAUUCCUUAUAUUAAGCUAAACAGAUGGCACAAUUUUCUUGCUUUUUUAAUUUACGGAAAGCCACGGGAACACUAGUUUACAAACAAACCAUGUGUGUUUAGUGAGUCCGCCAGAUCAGAGGCAGUAGGGAUGUUCAGUUGAUAAGUGCGUGAAUUUGACCGACUAUGUUCCUGUCCUGCUAAGCAUUCAAAAGGUAACGAGUACUUUUGGGUGUCAAGGAAAAUGUAUGGAGUAAAAAGUGCCUUUGUUGCAUUUAAUCACAAUUUUAUUUCAGUGGGCUAUCUCUUUGAAAUAACUUCUCAGCCUAUUCACAAUAAUAUUGGGCUGAAUGCUGAUAGGGGAAACUUGCUGAAUGAUCAGAGAAAGGAUAGUCAAAGCUUAUUUUUUUGGACUAUUUACAGAAAAAUAAGUCCUGGAUGCUUUGCUGGCAAUCGACAACAAGAAAUCCACAGGGGCCAACCAAUUGGAUCCAGGUCGACUUAGGUUUGCAGCACCCAUCAUUGUUGGCUCGAUAACCCACCGUUUUUAUUUAUCGUUUAUCAGGAAAUAUUACACAAUUAUGGAAAUCAGCUCUUGUGCUGCCUCUCCAUAAGGCCAGGAUAGUAGUUAUCUUAAUAUCACCCCAUUUCAAGCUUCUUGAAUCGUUGGUAAAUAUACAACUUUGCUAUUUUCUAUCUGAGAAAUGUAUUUUGAAUGUAAACCAAUCAGGUUUUAGGCCUGUGCAGAGCACUAUUACAGCAACCACUUUAGUUAUGGAUCUUGUCAAUGCUUUAGACACAAAUUAAUGUGUUGCUUUGUGGACCUGUCAAACGCUUUUGAUACUGUUGAUCAUGUCAUUUUAUUUAAUAAGUUGUCAUCGAUGGGCCUGAUUUCUGACUCCUGGUUAUCUUAGUGACAGAACUCAGGCCAUCGUGAUUGAUGGGGUUAAGUCUGAAUUUCUUGAGGUACAUAAGGUGUACCACAGGAGUCGAUUUUGGGACCUGUAUUCUUCACUAUUUAUAUAAACACCAUUGGUUAAUCUGUUUAAAAAUGGUCAACUUCAUCUACAUGCAGAUGAUACUGUUUAUGCUAUUGCCCCAACUGUCGAUCUGGCUGUGUCAAAACUACGGUCAAACUUUAUAGCUAUGCAGGAAUCCCUUGCUGAUUUAAAAUAUGUGCUUAAAAUGGGCAAAUUCAGUGCAUUUGGAAAGUAUUCAGACCCU
Oncorhynchus keta (chum salmon) is the source of this 4237-nucleotide messenger RNA. Its product is annotated as zinc finger protein 235-like. The transcript has 7 exons. Gene Ontology annotation, biological process: regulation of transcription by RNA polymerase II. The record is from RefSeq and is a predicted model, not a curated record. The coding region runs from base 264 to 2180 and encodes 638 amino acids. Gene Ontology annotation, cellular component: nucleus. Gene Ontology annotation, molecular function: DNA-binding transcription factor activity; RNA polymerase II cis-regulatory region sequence-specific DNA binding. NCBI's taxonomy places the organism in Eukaryota, Metazoa, Chordata, Actinopteri, Salmoniformes, Salmonidae.